AUGUUACAAGCAAAAUGGAUUGAAGUUUCGAAUGUAAUUUCAAACAAGCCGAGUAAUCGAGUACAAAUUUUUAUAUUGAUCUUGUUUUGAAAAAUCGACUUAAAGAGAUAAUAUUUGUUCUCUUUUAUUGUGUAAAUGCCAAUCAUAUCUUUCAAAGUUUGCAGUUUCAUCCUGCUAAAGGCGUCAAUUGGGUUUGUUAUGAGGGUCACCCCUUUUAGCUUGUAAAGGAGCGCUACUUAAAAGAAUGUUACAAUCUUUCAAUUACAUCAAAGAAAACGUACAUGACUUAUUGAUUGGUAUUAAAAAUAACGUUUGUUAAACUAAAAAUUGAAAAGAAGCAUAGUUCAUUGGCUGUGAUGUUUUUCUAGCUGAGAUUUGCCUAUUCAGCUGCCAAAGAUGUUUUGUUCAAGAAAGUAAACAUUUCUUGUCUCAAUUUGCUUCACUGUCACAUGUAAUGAAAUGAGAAACGAGAAUAACUCACUACAUGGCAUUGACGUUUUUUAAUGCAUUCUUUUCUUUCCGUUGAUCAGAAAUUCAGUUUUUGGACGAUUUUUGGAAAUAGAACUGAGAUACUUUAAAGAACUAAAAAUCAUGGUUUCUAACAUAGGUUUCUGGUUUCUUUGGUAUUUUAAACGCUUUGCUUGUGCUGGACUCGUUACGAAAGAAAAUAUAUGAGCUGCUACCACAUACAAAUCAGAGUCCACAGUUUGAUUUGGGUUUAAGGUAGGUAAUUUUAUAGAAAAUAUUGAUAGCGUCUUUAAGUACCAUGCUUUAUGAUACAUAGAUUUGGACAGUCUUUAAACUAAAAUUGCGUUACUAAGAAUUCGAAAGGUUUCAUAACUUUAAUUCAAACAGACUUGGACUUUCGAUUCGAAGGCGUUACCAUUUUUUGGAAGGGCCCAGAAAGAAAGGCUAGAUCCGCGAUACAUAAUACUACCUUUUGACCGGUUUCACGUUGAAUGACUACACUGGAUAAAGCCUUAACAGAAUUCAACAGUUAUACCAGGGAUUAAAAGCUGUUUUUAGUUAAACACGAUUUAAAUCGGCUAGCACAAAUUUAGCAAAACUAAGGGUACCGUUACUUGAUCCCUUAUGUUAAAGUAAGUCUUUAAGUUUUCUGUUAUUGAUUUGUAUUUUGAUUGAAACUAGCUGAGUUGAACAUUGUUAGCUCUUAACUUGGGUGCACUUCUUAUUUGCCUUUAUAAUCCAAAAAAGAAUCUAAGGAUUAGCAACAAACCGGCCGAUCUUGCCGCACAAUUAUACAGAAAUGGGAGAGUAGACACUUUUUAAUAAGUAAAAAUUUUUUUUUUAUCUUUUCAUGACUUGCGAUCCCUUAAUUAAAACCUAAGGAUUGCUAUGACUUGAAACGUUGCGUGAUUGUCGUGGAUUUGAUAUGUUGCAAUUGAUCAAGGGGAAAGUGACAUCAUGUUGACAGCUCAAUGUCAACUCGGCGCAAUUUUUUAUUACUGCAAUCAUGACAAAAACAAAGCACGUACAGCGCCUUGAUCCGUUUACUCCUUGGAAAGUGGGAGGCCCUAAUCUAAUAAUAUCAUAACUUUUGCUUGGUGAUGAACCCCAGCUUUCAUGACCCUCGGUUAAUUGAACCACGUUCCCGCGCGCACAGUCGAAAAUUAUUCGUUUGCGCAAGAAAGAUUUCCGCACAGGGUAGCUGCUAUAGAAACCCUUGAAAUUCAUAAACCCAAUUUUUGCUUUUUAAUGUAAGGUAAUAUAAGAGGUGGUAACGGAAAAUUGAGGAUUUUCACGAGAGAAGAUACAGGGCGAAUAAGUUUUUUUAAAGGCCGGAUCAAAAUGACAGGUGUACUUAAGCUGUAAAAAUAAAUUGUUUAAUAUUCGAUUUUGAUUGCCGACGCUUCAAAGGGUUUCGGUGAUUGUCAUUUUGCAAAAGCACCAAGAUCGUAUUCUUUUAUAAAUUGUAGGUGACCAGUUUUCAGUGAUAUCAUGUUAUUGUAUGUUUCCGAUGCAUUAAAAAGAGUAUGAUUUAGUUUAAAGCGUUGGUGUUUUCUGUUUGCGCUUAGAUUUCAUAGCAAACAAUGAAAAAAAUCUAUUUCAAACACUGAGUUACUCAGUUUCGCAACAGUAUGUCGUCUUUAAUGGAGUAUUCUCCAUGUUUUAUAAGGCGGAUAUACUUUUAACUGAACACUGAUGUCGGAGCUCUAUGUAUAAAGUUUUAAACUAAUAAUUAAUUUCCAAAGAAAUAAAACCGUAUGGUAGGUUUUGAUUUUAUUUAUCAUAAGGAAAACGAUCUACUCAAGAGAAAGCAAAAAUUGGGGUAGAUGUUUCAAUUUACAGGAUAACAACUAUAUAAUAAUUAUUAUUCAUGUUAUAUUACCUAAUAUCACGAUGCGUGCUUGGUAUUUGAUAAACCUUUUUUAAAUAUUACUCUCGCUCGCUGUUAGUCACGUUCAACAGCAUUUUACCAUAUCCGUUAUUUCCUCUUUCGGAACUGAUAAAAAUGCAAUUAAUCACAAUAUUUAUUUUGCCCCGAGGUUGUCGGGUUUGAUUGGUUUAAAAUCAUUUAAUUUCAAUUUUCAGUUUUCUCCGGAUAGUAAAAUGUCCCGUCUAUUGCCUCAUAUUUUGUGUCUACUUUUAAUCAAUUUAUCUUCGAGACUUUCGGACCUCGUGCUGGGAACGUUUUUCUUACUUUUGCUCAUGGCAAACUGUAAGUGAAAAAAAAGGCACUUUAUGUGAGUGACAUUGUAUUUAGCACGAAAGUACUCAUAGGGGACACUAUUUUGUUUCGUCUCCUACUGGAGACGGGAGCGCCACUUUACAUGGUCAUCCGAGCCACGUUAAGUUCCAGACGCUUGCAGUGCAAAGGGAGUACCUUCAUUUCUCAGUUAUUUUAAGACCCUGAGUAUUGUUCCGGCCCUGGGAAUCGAUCCCACGACCUGCCGCUCAGCAGUCAAGCGCUCUACCGAAUGAGCCCUUUGACUCCCAGUGGUGGGCAGAAUUAAAUUUUUAGAAAUGGUUUCAAAUUUGUACUUGUCAAAUUGUCAGAUCUAAAAAUUUCUGUUCAUAAGUUGUGCCAAGGAGGUCCCAUAUGGAGGUUAAAACAUAGGAUUUGGCUCGAGUGAAAUAUCACCACUCAAUACUCAGGCCCGGUAUGGGGGGGGAGGGGAAUAUACCGAGUACACCGGAUUUCUCUUUUUUGCCCCGAAACUACCAAAAUACCGUAUAAAUUGACAAAGAAUGCAAAGAUACAGACAUUUUGGAGGUUGACGCUGAAAGUUUUUUUUAAAAAUUUCCUUCUUCAUUUUUCGCCCGACCAGUGCUUGACUAUGGAUAAAAUCUUAUAAAAAGAGGCUUAAGAAAUGUAACAGACGUUUACAUCAUGAUUUCAAAAUGGCGGCCAUCUUGGAUUUUUACAAUGUUAGAAGAUUGUCGGUUGGUGGAAAAAUUUCAAGUAAAUGCAGUUUUUGCCGCAUGCUCUGGGUAAAAUUUAACAAUGUUAUUUGAUUUUUGUCGUAGGAAGUAAUGCACAUGGUUUACAAUAGAGAGCUGAGCCAAAGACUGCUUUUUGCAGCUGUAGCCAUCUUGUCCUUGGCGGGAAAUCUAUUUUUUAUCGUUCUCAUCGUACGUUACAGGAAACUCAUGAAAAACGCGUAUCACGUGGUACUUUUGAACUUGGCGUUUACUGAUAUGAUGACAGGUGACGUCAUAUUUUUUUUCAGUUGUUUUACGAAUACUUAUAUUUUAUGUGCGGAGUAACAUUCGUUUGGUAAUUGAUAAAUGAAUGAAAAAGGCUAUGAUAUCAUUACGGCACUUAUAUUCUCACCUUUUCUACUCCUGAAUAAACAAUAGACCUACUCGGCUAACUCAAUGUUGUACCCAAUUCAAAUCUCCCGGGGUCAAGAUUCUUUGUGUACUGUAUUUGCAUGAUAAUGUUGCAUUCACAUUUAAAUGAUAUGGAAAUUCCUGAAACAAAACGUUUUAUCCCCAAAGGGUUUGAAUUGGGUACAACAUUUAGUUAGCCGAAUAGGUCUAUCUGACAAAUGCUGAAUGCGAAAUUUCCCCUAAAACCAAACAAAUUCAUCUUCUGAAGAAUUUUGAUAUCAAACAACAAAUAUCGGAGAACAGACAUCAGACAUCAGAAAUCCACACAAGACAUCACAUCAUUACCAUCAUCAUUAUCAGCAUCGUCACCUUUUUAUAAUUGGGCGUCUUUCUGACUCGAAUUUAUCGAUGGAUCCGGUGAAGAAAGUGUUUUGUUUACAAAUGCAAAUUAAGUCUUGCGUCACUUUAUUUAGCUGACAAGUUCGUAACUCCAUUUGAAGAAAUUUUCCCACAAGACUGCAAAAAAAAAAGGCCGUCAAAAGUUAUGUUUGUCAGCAAGAAAAUGCGACGGUUGUUCGGUCAUUUGCGCGCCAAAAUUGUAAUUGUUGGGUAGCGGUAAAUGGGUUAAAAACCAUUAUUUUUGUGCCCAAUUAUCUCACAGCUUUAGUCAGCACCGGCUCGAGCAAUUUUCCACCUCAGUGUCGGUAGCUAGUGGUUAAAAUUUAAUGAGCCACGAAGCGGCGAUGUCCGAUGUCUGAUGUCCGAGGCCUGAUGUCUGAUGUUUGAUGUGCGAUGUCUGAUGUCUGAUGGUUGAUAUCUGAUGUCUGAUGUCUGUUGUCCGAUUCUGUUCGCCGUGUCCGAUAUAUGAUGUCCGAUGGUUGAUGUUUGUGUUUUGACGUAAGAUGUCCGAUAUUUGAUGUCCGAAGUCCGAUGUCUGAUGACCAGUGUCUGGUGUCCGAUGUGUGACUGUGUGAUGUCCGAUGUCUGAUGUCUGAUGUCAAAUGUCUAAAGUCUGAUGUCCGACAUUUACUUUCACCAUUUCAUAUUUGAAAGCGAAUUAUUCUUUAUCGUUACCAAAGCAUUAAUUAUUGAUUUAAUCUAUUUCUUUUAGGCUUUUUUCUCUUUUUAACUCCAGUUUACAUCAUCGGAGAGCAGCCCAAAUUAACUGGUCAGAACAUUGGCUCUGCUGUUUUUUGUUAUAUUAUCGCAAACCAAUUUCUUGUCUUCACCUUUGGAAUCGUCUCUCUAUACACUGUCACGCUACUCGCCGUGGAGCGUUGGUUUGCUGUCUUUCGUCCCUUGAGAUACAAAACAACAUUUAGGCCACACAGAGUGCAAAAAUAUCUUGUAAUCAUCUGGUUGAGUUCUUUUGCUUCAAACAGCACUCACCUUCUGGAAACAAAAUUUCUAUUACACAGCAAAAACGAGACGCAAAGAUGCGUGUUUCGCGGAAUAGCAGGGAAUGAAUCAAGGGCUACUAUAGGAGUAGUAGAGAUCUGCUUUAAGUUUUUCACUCCUGCAUUAAUAUUAUUGGUGACAUUUUCACGCCUUUAUCAUUUCAUGAGAGAUUCAUCUGUUCUUUCAACAACUCGUCGAAGUCACGUGGUCAUCACACGAGUGAUCCAUAUGGCGGCAAUAACAUCAUUUGCGAUGGUGUUCUGUUGGUUUCCCAAUCAACUGUUUUAUUUACUUUUCAAAUUCAACCUGGUAGAGUUAAACACGGGGUGGCACCGAGCAACUGUUAUUCUCUGUAUGUUUAACUCAUGCUUAAACCCAUGCAUAUUUCUCUUAAGUAAUAAAUUUUACCGACAAAAAGCAAACAAAAUGCUGCCAGAUUGCAGAGGGCUGCGAAAGAGAGGCAAGACCUCAUUGGCUGAAAAGACCAACGUGACUGAGUCUGUUGUCUGUGUAAAGUUUAUCAAGACACAAACCAUGGGAGAGGAGGGUGUGGAAAUGUUGGAAUAG
Porites lobata is the source of this 5760-nucleotide messenger RNA. The record is from the annotation of a GenBank genome assembly. NCBI's taxonomy places the organism in Eukaryota, Metazoa, Cnidaria, Anthozoa, Scleractinia, Poritidae.